UACCUAUUUGGUACGUUUUGGUAUGUUUUGAUACGUUUCGGUACUUUUCGGUACUUUUCAAUUGGUGCAUUGCUGCGUGCCAUAAAAGCCAUAAAAACCCAAGAAGAAAGCAUCAGAAAAGCCGCCCGUGCAUAUAAAAUCAACAGAACCAGCUUGAAAAGAUAUUUGGAUAAGUUCGACAAAGAGGUUCCAGACAUUUCUAAAUUGUCUGAUGACGAGUUGUUGACUAUCCUUCGCCGUAUUGGAUCGUAUGCGACACCAAAGCAGAUUUUUGAUGAAGAACAAGAACAAGCACUUGUAGAAUAUCUCGUGCGAUGCUGUCAUCUGUAUUACGGCCUGAGUAUUACAGAAUUGAAAAAAUUGGCGUACGAAUACGCGCGCAAGCUGAACAUCGAUUAUCCAACAAAUUGGGAUAAUGAACAAAUGGCCGGUAAAACCUGGUACUAUGGUUUCAUGUUACGUCACCCAAGUCUUUCUUUGCGAACACCCGAACAAACCAGCAUCAACCGAGUCAGAUCGUUUUGCAAGGAAAAUGUUCUCACUUCACCAGAAUUGGUUGCCACACUCAAAGAUAGAAAGGAGAAGAGUGAUGCCGCGAAAAAGAAGAAGGAAGAUAGCGCAAAGAAACGAAAGGGUUCGCCGCGAAAGGAAACACCGAAAAAGCGAACACAGCCAUCACGGGCCGCCGCCGCAAAAAAGAAAUCGUCGUCGACAUCGGACGAAGAUGUGGAUUUUUGCAUGAUCUGCAUGCAGAAUCUGCCAGCCAAAUUAACCAGCGCCAACUCCAUCGAGUGCAAUAAGUGCAAACGACCAUUUCAUUUGAAGUGCGUACACUUGACACGCAGCUAUUUCACAUGCCAAAAUUGUGACUCAGAUGCGGACCUUUCAGAAUGAAUUUUGAUUGAAUUUUUUUACUUUUUAUUCUCUUUUUUAUGGCCGAGGCCUUUCAAAUAAAUUUAACGAUAAUAAACACUUGAAA
Molecule: messenger RNA, 979 nt
Organism: Contarinia nasturtii (swede midge)
Lineage: Eukaryota; Metazoa; Arthropoda; Insecta; Diptera; Cecidomyiidae
Exons: 2
Coding region: 424-894 (156 amino acids)
Source: RefSeq, a predicted model, not a curated record